CAUCGCUGCGUGAGCAACGCUUUUCGAGCUCACUGAUCUAGACUUCGCGCGUAGGGGCUAAGUUGCAUAGCCGCAAAAGCCUGAGAUACUGAAGCGCGAGAGCCUUACCGACAUGUACUGCCGGUGUUGGCGGUCGGCGUAUAUCUCCCGAAGUCGAUCCUCUCGGCUUGAUUCCAGCGGAAGCUUCGACUCAUGCACGGUUGUCGUACUUACAUAAGGAUGGAAUCCCCCGCAUCAUCUUUCUCAGGGUCUGGAGAAGUAGUGCAUCUUCCUUCGACCGAGCAUUGCCAUCAGAUUCCGGCGGCAGCUCACCAGCGAAUAUUCAGCGUCACAACCAGCAGCAAAGAUGGCGCCCAAGCUCGAGAAGACGUUUACUAUGAGAGGAUACAUCAACAAGGAGAACACUCUCGAUCUCAAAGCCAUCAAGACGGGACCUCAGAGGAUCAUCGUACCCAUCGUUUCAGGCUUUGUCAAGGGAUCAGGAUUGGAUGCUGAGAUCUUGCCUGGAGGUGCUGAUUGGAUUCUGCUUGAUCCACCCUCCAACAUUGCCCACAUUGAUGUGCGGACACAAGCACGCGCAUCAAAUGGUCACAGUCUCUACAUCCACUAUAUUGGAGUCCUCAAGAUGGACGAGGGGGCACAGAAAGUCCUGGGUUGGGCCUCCGAUGCCAAAACUACACAGGUUGGGGAUCACCACUGGUUCAAUCAACCCAUCAUUGAGACAAGUGACCCUGAAUUCAAGUGGGUGGAAGAUUGUGUUUGGAAUGGACAAGGCCACUUUGUUGUCGAUGAGAGAGGCUCAGCUGUGGAAUACGAAAUUUACAAAGUCACCAACUGAGAAAUGCUUGCUUUAUUCGCGAUACUUUGAGCGUAUCAUGCUGUGAGUUUCAUGCAACACUUUACUGCGUGAAUUAUCAGGACUUCUCAAUGCUCCAAAGACAUCAGAUACGCCUAUGGGACGAAGGAGAUGCUUGUUGUCUCGGCUAAGCUGAUCUACGUCAAUUCCCAUUGACAGGCUCAAGCCUGCCUGCAGUAC
This is a messenger RNA of Exophiala viscosa, 1036 nucleotides long. RefSeq lists its product as uncharacterized. Bases 347 to 838 code for a protein of 163 amino acids. The record is from RefSeq and is a predicted model, not a curated record. The transcript is spliced from 2 exons. Lineage: Eukaryota; Fungi; Ascomycota; Eurotiomycetes; Chaetothyriales; Herpotrichiellaceae.